This is a messenger RNA of Aegilops tauschii subsp. strangulata, 597 nucleotides long. The record is from RefSeq and is a predicted model, not a curated record. Lineage: Eukaryota; Viridiplantae; Streptophyta; Magnoliopsida; Poales; Poaceae.
AUGCCCGUGUUGCAGCGAUGUGGAGCACGCGUCGGGAGCCGAAGCGGAGGAGCGGCACCCUCCUCUGAUGUGGUCGGCGAAGAGGGUGGAGAGGGAGGAGGCGACGAGCUCCACCUGCUCGACAAGCUGUUCCCGUCGCCCUCCUCCAUGGAAGAGGAUGAGCUCAAGUCGGAGGCCGCUCUGGCGCUGCAACGGCAGAAGCGUUCGCAGAGUCUGCGCCAUCGAGAGAGUGCAGCGGGUGGGCUUCCGGCGGUGGUGACGGGAGCUGGUGGGGGCGGCGCAGCGACGGGAGCCGGUGGGGGCGGGCCGGCGACGGGGGAGCCAGCGGCAGCGACGGGAGCUGGUGGGGGCGGGCCGGCGACGGGAGCCAGCGGCGGCGACGGGAGCCGCUGGGGGCGGGCCGGCGACGGGAGCCAGCGGCGGCGACAAGUGCCAGUGGGGGCGGCGCGGCGACGGGAGCCGGCGGCGGUGACGGGAGCCGAUGGGGGCGGCGCAGCAAUGGGAGCCGGCAGCGGCGACGGGAGCCGGUGGGAGCAAGGCACGGGGAUUGGGACGGGGUUUCAUUGCUUUUUAUUUUUAGAUAUAGGGAGUGUAUGA